AUGUCCUUGAACGUUCUUGUCGUCGGUAACGGUGGUAGAGAACACGCCAUCACCUGGAGAUUGGCCCAAUCCCCCUUGGUCCUGAAGAUUUACGUGGCGCCAGGUAAUGGUGGUACCUCUACCGCUGACGAUAAGGUGGUCAAUGUUCCUGACUUGUCUGGUUCUCCUAAGCACUUUGACAGGCUUCAAAAGUUCGCUUUGGAAAAGAACAUUGGCCUUGUUGUUCCAGGGCCUGAGCAGCCUUUGGUGGAUGGAAUCACUUCCGUGUUCACCAAAGUAGGCAUCCCAGUGUUUGGUCCUAGUGCUAAGGCAGCCACCAUGGAGGGUUCCAAGGCGUUCUCAAAGCUGUUCAUGGCGAAACACAACAUCCCAACUGCUCAGUUUAAAAACUUCACCGACGUGGAGGCCGCCCGAAAACACAUUCAGGAAGUCGACUACAAGAUUGUGUUGAAGGCAGAUGGUAUCGCUGCUGGUAAAGGUGUUUUGAUUCCGGAGACCAAGGAAGAGACAUUUGCUGGCCUUGAUGAGAUUAUGGUGGCUAAGAACUUUGGUUCCGCAGGUGACGAGAUUGUCAUUGAGGAGUACCUUGAAGGUGACGAGUUGUCGAUCUUGACUAUCACCGAUGGUUACUCUUUCUUCAACUUGCCUACUUCGCAAGACCACAAGAGAGCUGGCAACGGUGACACUGGUCUUAACACAGGUGGUAUGGGCGCUUACGCUCCUGCGCCAAUAGCGACUCCUCAAGUGUUGAGCAAGAUCGACGAGCAGAUCAUCAAGCCUACCAUUGAUGGUAUGAGAAAGGAUGGCUUCCCUAUGUGUGGUGUUUUGUUCACUGGUAUCAUGUUGACCCCAUCCAAGGAGCCUAAGGUAUUGGAGUACAACGUCAGAUUCGGUGAUCCAGAGACUCAAACUGUGUUGCCUUUGUUGACUGCUGACACUGACUUAGCAGAGGUCAUGUUGGCAGCUGCUGAACAUAGAUUAGACUCUGUCACCAUCAAGACCAAGCCAAACACUUACUCUACUACCGUGGUUAUGGCUGCUGGCGGUUACCCAGAGGCUUAUGGAAAGGGUGAUGAGAUCACUAUCAAGGACACGCCAGCCGACACCUACAUCUUCCACGCCGGUACUGCUGAGAAGGAUGGCAAGAUUGUCACUUCUGGUGGUAGGGUUAUUGCUGCUACUGCAACUGCCUCUACUUUAAGAGAAUCUGUGGACAAGGCUUACGUUGGUGUUGACCUUGUAUCCUUCAACAAGAAAUACAAUAGAACUGACAUUGCUCACCGUGCUUUUAGAGAUGCUGAUAGCACUGCUAGCGGAGCUACUUACGCUGAGGCUGGUGUCUCUGUCGACAAUGGCAACUUGUUGGUUGAGCAGAUCAAGGCCAAAGUGAAGUCUACCAAGAGAUCGGGAGCAGACUCCGAUAUCGGUGGUUUUGGUGGCUUGUUCGACUUGAAGGCUGCUGGUUUCGCUGGAGAAGACACUUUGUUGGUUGCCGCCACUGAUGGUGUUGGUACUAAGUUGAGAAUUGCUCAGAUCAUGGACAUUCACGACACUGUGGGAAUUGAUUUGGUUGCCAUGAACGUCAACGACUUGGUGGUGCAGGGUGCUGAGCCUUUGUUCUUCCUUGACUACUUUGCAACUGGUAAACUUGACGUUGAAGUUGCAGCCAAAUUUGUCAGUGGGGUCGCUGAUGGAUGUAUAACUGCUGGCUGUGCUUUGGUUGGUGGUGAGACCAGUGAGAUGCCUGGCAUGUACGAUGUCGGUCAUUACGAUACCAACGGUACUGCCGUUGGUGCCGUCCGCAAGGACAAGAUAUUGCCAAAAAUUUCUGCUAUGAAGCAAGGCGAUGUUUUGAUUGGUUUGAAAUCUGAUGGUGUUCACUCCAAUGGAUUCUCGCUCGUUCGUCACAUCAUCAAUAAGGCUGGCCUCAAGUACACAAGCAAGGCACCAUGGAACGAAAAGAAGACUAUUGGAGAGGAGCUUUUGGUGCCUACCAAGAUCUACGUCAAACAAUUGUUGCCCUCGAUUCAAAAGGAUUUGCUUCUUGGAAUGGCGCACAUCACCGGUGGUGGUUUGGUGGAGAACAUCCCUCGUGCCUUGCCCAAGCACUUGCAAGCUCAGGUUGACAUGGCCAAAUGGGAGGUGCCAGAGAUCUUUAAGUGGUUUGGCAAGACCGGAAAGGUCCCUUAUGAAGAUUUGUUGAAGACUUUCAACCUUGGUAUUGGUAUGGUUGUCAUUGUUGAGCAACAAAAGGCCAAUGCAGUGCUCAGCGAGCUCAAGAGUGCUGGUGAGGACGCUCUUGUCAUUGGUGAGUUGGUGGUUCGUGAAGAGGGAGCUGCCGGCUGUGUUGUCAACAACAUUGGCGAGCUCUACUAG
Candidozyma auris is the source of this 2376-nucleotide messenger RNA. It is a transcript of the gene ADE5,7, whose product is annotated as bifunctional aminoimidazole ribotide synthase/glycinamide ribotide synthase. The record is from RefSeq and is a predicted model, not a curated record. Bases 1 to 2376 code for a protein of 791 amino acids. Gene Ontology annotation, cellular component: cytosol. The transcript has a single exon. Lineage: Eukaryota; Fungi; Ascomycota; Pichiomycetes; Serinales; Metschnikowiaceae. Gene Ontology annotation, molecular function: metal ion binding; ATP binding; phosphoribosylamine-glycine ligase activity. Gene Ontology annotation, biological process: adenine biosynthetic process; 'de novo' IMP biosynthetic process.